CAUACGUCAAACAAAUGUUUUAUUCCUCCCACCGGUAUAAAACUCGCCUCACACACUUGUUUUUCAACACAUUUUAAAUUUCUUCCCUUCAGAAUUAAUCUCUUCACCAGAGAGAGAGAGAGAGAGAUGAGCGACCGAGCUGGUAUCGUCGAGAGAGCUCUCGGCAGCCUGGGCAAAGGAUUCGACAUGACGUCAGAUUUUCGACUCAAGUACUGCAAAGGAGAGGAGAGGUUAGUCCUCCUUAACGAAAAGGAAACGAGAGAGCUGAACGUGCCCGGUUUCGGAGGCGUCAAGGGUGUCUCCGUCGACAUAAAGUGCGACAAAGGCGACCGGAUCCGGUACCAGUCCGACAUCCUCGACUUCAACCAUAUGUCGGAAUUUUUCAACCAAAAGUGCUCGGUCUCGGGUAAAAUCCCGUCGGGAUUUUUCAAUUCCAUGUUCGGAUUCGAAAGCGGAUCAUGGGCCGUCGAUGCGGCCAAGACCAAAUACUUGGGGGUCGUUGGUUACUACAUAGUCCUCUUCUCUGCUCAUAUCGAUCGCUACCCUCUCCUUCUCUCCGAUGAAGUCCGAAAUGCUGUUCCUUCAACUUGGGAUCCUUCUGCUCUUGCAAGAUUCAUUGAGAAGUAUGGGACCCACAUCGUUGUGGGUUUGAACAUUGGGGGCAUGGAUGUGGUGCUAGUACGGCAAGAGAAUUCUUCAAACCUUGAGCCGUCGCACCUCAAUAACCACUUGAAUGACCUUGGUGAUCAAAUGUUCACUGGCUCAUGCACCUUCUCGCCACAUCAGAGGAAGACCAGAGACCCAAAAUACAAGGCACCGGAGGCUUUUAAUGUGUUCGAUCCACAACCAGUGAUCCUAAACAGCUUCUCAGCCGUCUCAGCAAAAGAUGGAAUCACAGUCAUUUGCACCAAAAGGGGUGGGGAAACAUCAGUAAGUAGCCAUUGCGAAUGGCUUCCGACAGUUCCAUCAAACCCAGACGCAGUUCACUUUAGCUUCAUUCCCAUCACUUCUCUCCUUAGAGGUGUUCCAGGCAAAGGCUUCCUCUCCCAUGCCAUAAACCUCUACAUGCGAUACAAGCCACCUAUAGGUGAUUUACAGUACUUCCUGGACUUCCAAGGGCACAAGAUUUGGGCUCCUAUUCACAGUGACCUUCCAUUGGGCCCAGGCCCAACUACAAACUCGGCCCUUCGAACCCCUACCCUACAGUUCAACAUCAUGGGCCCUAAGCUAUACGUAAACACUUCCCAGGUUACAACUGGAAAGAGACCUGUCACGGGAAUGAGGUUGUAUCUUGAGGGAAAGAAAUGCAAUAGGCUAGCCAUCCACCUCCAACAUCUAUCGAACACCCCAAUCUCACUCCAAAACAAGAUAGACGACACCGUGGCCUGGCGUGGAUCGGAGGAACUUUCCGACGAACGAUACUUCGAACCCAUCCAACGGAAGAAAUUCUCCCACAUAUGCACGACUCCGGUGAAAUACGACCCUAGAUGGAGCAACAGGAAGGACAUAGCCUACAUUGUCACGGGCGCCCAGCUCCACGUCAAGAAACACGAUUCCAAGUCCGUCUUGCACCUCCGUCUCUUGUACUCCAAGAUCUCCGACUUCUCCAUCGUGCAGUCGAGAUGGGCCCGGAGCUCAUCCGAAGAUUCUCAGAAGUCAGGGUUUUUCUCAGCGAUCAGCACUUCGUUAUCCGGAAGUGCAGAGAAGGAGAAAAGACCCGCGGUGGUGGUGGUGGACUCGAGCGUGUAUCCAACUGGUCCUCCGGUGCCAGUGGCGACCCAAAAGCUGUUGAAGUUCGUGGACAUGUCGCAGCUGUGCAGGGGGCCGUUGGAUAGCCCGGGACAUUGGGUUGUCACCGGAGCUCGGCUUGACUUGGAGAAGGGCAAGAUUUGCUUGCACGUGAAGUUCGCUUUGUUGCAUAUGUGUUCAUAAGACGUGAUCAAAGAUAACACUCACAUAAUGGUUUUCCUUACGAUAUUCGAUAGCAGGGGAAUAUACAGAAGAUAAAGCUGCGCGUCUCACUGUAAUGAGAAUCGCGAUUUAGACAUCGUAUGUAUAGCGACCCCCGGUCUGUUUCGCAAGAAAGAAUACGCGCUGUGUGAUGACGGAUUUGGGUGUAAAGGCAACAAAAAUUUGCUUGUAUACAAUUCUUUAUACAUUAGUAUCUUGUUGAUAUAUGUAAAUGAUUUUACUUCAUGUCGCAGAAAGAGGGUAAAUCAAAUUUGUGCUCGCACACAUUACAUAU
Messenger RNA from Rhododendron vialii, 2245 nucleotides. RefSeq names its product MACPF domain-containing protein At1g14780. Gene Ontology annotation, biological process: regulation of salicylic acid mediated signaling pathway; plant-type hypersensitive response. The record is from RefSeq and is a predicted model, not a curated record. Bases 127 to 1932 code for a protein of 601 amino acids. Lineage: Eukaryota; Viridiplantae; Streptophyta; Magnoliopsida; Ericales; Ericaceae. Gene Ontology annotation, cellular component: plasma membrane. The transcript is spliced from 8 exons.